GGAAAAACAGUGGGUGAUGAUGGAGAGAAAGAGAGCACUAGAUUGGGAGAUGCUUCAAAUCAAAAUGGGUAAAAUUCGUAAGGUAAGGUCCUGACGACUCAUCCUCUUUAACAGUUACUGGAACCAAUAUACUAUCUGUAAUCUAUUGGUGAUAGGAGUCGAGAUGAAAUUCGUGUUGAUUCCUCUUCAACGUUGCCUUAACCCAUUGUGUUCGUCGAAUGUCGAAGUUAGAACUUACAAUUAAUUAAACGAUGAAAGCUUCUGGUUGGGAAAACGUGUCCCCAAAGAUCCGUUCACCUACUACUUCUCUUUCUUCUUGGCCUUCGCUUGUCAGUCUUUGUUGAACCCAAAUCUGAAAUACCCAGUUACCCAUUCUACCAGCGUUGGUGGGUUCCACUGGUACUUAUUAGUGCUCUCUGAAAAAUGCCGUACUAGGUUGCAUUAAUCCAUUCUUUUUUUUUUGGAUUGAGAAACAUCAUUGAGCCUCUCCAGUGAUUUGGUACUUGGGUUUCGUCUGAAACCGCAUUCUGUGACUGAACAGCUUGUCUGUAAUGGCUUCCAAGGCUGUUGCUGUUUGGGGAUCUUAUGUUUCUCAAUUGGGUAGGGAAGAUUCGGGCUCUCGGCGUUCUGGGUUUGCUUUGAAUUGGAACAGAGAUAUUGAGAGGAGCUGUAAAUUUGGGCGUAUUGGUGUUUCUGGAGAUUUGGCUGCUCUUCUGGCCACAAAGCCUGUUGAAGAUGAGAAUCCGGCAUCACCCACAGUUGAAUUGCAGCGGUUGGUUGAACAGUAUGGGAAUAACGAGUCCAAGAGAUUGCACAAGGAUGUGAAUUCUCUUCCAAGACCAUUAUCUGUAACUGAUCUUUCCCCUUCAGCAAAAAAUGGCUUGAAUGUGCGCGUGGCAUAUCAGGGGGUACCUGGUGCAUAUAGCGAGGCUGCUGCCCUCAAAGCAUAUCCCCAGUGUGAGGCCGUUCCCUGUGAUCAGUUUGAAGCUGCAUUCAAGGCAGUUGAACUGUGGCUGGUUGAUAAAGCAGUUCUACCCAUUGAGAAUUCCUUAGGCGGAAGCAUCCAUCGCAAUUAUGAUUUACUUCUGCGUCAUAGGCUGCACAUUGUGGGUGAGGUGCAGUUAGCCGUUAACCACUGCCUUCUGGGACUACCUGGUGUGAGAAAGGAGGAGCUAAAACGUAUUUUAAGCCAUCCCCAAGCACUUGCUCAAUGUGAGAAUACACUGAGCAAGUUAGGUGUUGUAAGAGAAAGUGUGGAUGAUACUGCUGGUGCUGCUCAGUUUGUAGCUGCCAGUGGCCUAAGAGAUACUGGAGCUGUUGCAAGUGCUCGAGCUGCAGAGAUAUAUGGGCUUAACAUACUUGAAGAAAAAAUACAGGAUGAUUCUGUAAAUAUAACCCGUUUUCUGAUACUUGCAAGGGAACCUAUAAUUCCUAGAACUGACCGGCCUUUCAAGACAAGCAUUGUCUUCACCCUGGAAGAAGGCCCAGGUGUAAUAUUUAAAGCCUUGGCAGUGUUUGCUUUGCGGGAUAUUAAUUUGACAAAGAUUGAAAGCCGACCACAAAGAAAGCAGCCACUGAGGGUUGUCGAUGACUCUAACACCGGGCGUGCCAGGUAUUUUGACUACCUUUUCUAUAUUGAUUUUGAAGCUUCAAUGGCCGAGCCUCGUGCACAAAAUGCUUUGGGAAACCUGCAGGAAUUUGCAACAUUUCUUCGGGUCCUUGGCUCCUAUCCCAUGGAUACAGUCCUAUAGAUGCCUUCCCUCCCUGGAGGCAGUUCUUGUUUUAUUUCAGUCAUGAAGCUUGCAGGACAAAGAGAGUCCAUCCUUCUGUUUCAGACAUAUUGGAUCCUGUUCAAGCUGGUGGAGAGAAGUCUUGAGAGAGGGAAAAGCUGUCCUACUACAGGAUCAUGUGUAUCUUAAAUAAUAAUUCAGAAGGAUUUCUCCUGCAAAGGCUUAUAAGCACAAGGUACAAUGUAGCGAGGCUCAGUUUGGAAGCUUACAAGCUGUUAUGUUGAAUGGUCUUGCUGGUUUGAGUAUGGCUUAUAUAAUCAACAUACCUAUUUGAUUUGAGAACAGUAUCUGAUCACCAGUGAUUGUGGAACAGUGAUUGUGGAACCCAUGGUUGGAUCCCUUGAUCUCAUUUAUAUGGUCGCUUGCAAGCCACCAAAUGUCUUCUCUACUAAAACAAUUUUAGUCAAGGGGGACUUCAUUGUUCAUAUACAGUUCUUUUGUUCAGUUAGCUCCAACUAAAGAAGGUGAUGACCAUUUCUUCUACUACUAGUGAAACGUCUCUUUGGCUAUAGAGAACUGGUAACUUAUGAUUGGUUUGCUUAGCUGAAGUGCUUCAUGUUAUUGCAUGGAGAUAACUCUGUUACAGAACUCAUUCCUUCUUUGUUUUGCCUGCUUUAUCAUUCUCAUUCAAUAUUAAUUUGAGAUUACACUUUUGUCUUGUA
Molecule: messenger RNA, 2452 nt
Organism: Macadamia integrifolia
Lineage: Eukaryota; Viridiplantae; Streptophyta; Magnoliopsida; Proteales; Proteaceae
Product: arogenate dehydratase/prephenate dehydratase 1, chloroplastic
Exons: 11
Coding region: 552-1751 (399 amino acids)
Biological process (GO): L-phenylalanine biosynthetic process
Cellular component (GO): chloroplast; cytoplasm
Molecular function (GO): prephenate dehydratase activity; arogenate dehydratase activity
Source: RefSeq, a predicted model, not a curated record